Messenger RNA from Tyto alba (common barn owl), 2583 nucleotides. RefSeq names its product patatin like phospholipase domain containing 1 (gene PNPLA1). Gene Ontology annotation, molecular function: triacylglycerol lipase activity. NCBI's taxonomy places the organism in Eukaryota, Metazoa, Chordata, Aves, Strigiformes, Tytonidae. Gene Ontology annotation, cellular component: cytoplasm; lipid droplet; membrane. The transcript has 9 exons. Gene Ontology annotation, biological process: triglyceride catabolic process; lipid homeostasis. The coding region runs from base 463 to 1596 and encodes 377 amino acids. The record is from RefSeq and is a predicted model, not a curated record.
UAUGCCUAAGCUGGGAUUGACGGAGAAUCCUACUUAGGAAAACACCUUUGAUGAAGAAAGCACGGAGCAAAGAAGAGAUUUUUCAUGGAUGUUUCCAAGUGUGUUGGUCACAGUAAUGUGGGGACCAUCUCCAGGAGGGCUCCUGGGGUACUUCAGAUCGAUUGGUACAAAAGGGGAGCCUUGACUCAGUCCUGAGCAUCUGGGUUGGCUGUGGUCGAGGAUUACGAGAGCUGUUUUGAUCAGGGGAAAAAUUUCUGUUUUUAGCACAGGCAGCAAUUAAAAUAGCUCAUGAAUCUAAACGCCUCGGGGAGCUGUCAUAAAAGGAGGUAGAAAAUCCAUCUUCUGGACUCAUCUGCAGCCAGAGAUCAGCCUGGAGAAAGCAGAGGGAAGAGCACUUGAGGUUCACCCGGUGAAAAAGGACAACCCGAGACAUCGAGCCAGAUACACCAAUUUGAUCUUGAGAUGGCUGAGGAGGAUCUUCGGGAUUCAAGCGCCCGUUUCUCGCUCUCCUUUUCGGGCAGUGGCUUUCUCAUCCUGUACCAGAUUGGGGUGGUGCAGUCCCUCAUGGAGCUGGCUCCCAAACUCCUCAAGUCCGCGUGCAAGGUCUACGGGUCGUCUGCCGGCUCGAUCAUCGCCGCCGCCGUGGUGUGCGGCAUCGGCCUCGAUGACAUAAAGGAAUUUUUCUUUACCAUGACAAAAGAAAUCAGAAAAACCACCCUGGGCCCUUUCUCUCCCAAGUGCAGCGUGAUGGCGAGUAUCAGGGAUGUUUUGCAGCAGGUGCUACCAGAGGACUCCUACCGACUGGCUUCAGGGAGGCUGCACAUCUCCCUCACGCGGGUGGUGGAUGGCCAAAACGUCAUAGCCUCUGAGUUCAGCUCGAAAGAGGAGCUCAUUCAGGCUCUCCUCUGCAGCUGCUUUCUUCCCAUCUACUGUGGAUUCAUCCCUCCAUCCUACCGAGGUGUGCGAUACGUCGACGGAGGAUUCACCGGCCUGCAGCCUGUUUCCAGCUUGGAGGAAGCCGUGAUCACUGUGUCCCCGUUCACGGGAGAGCUCGAUAUCUGUCCGCGGGAUUGCCCUGCUAUCUUCUACUGUUUCCAGAUCUUCAACGGCAGCAUUCAGAUCUCCUUAGAAAACCUGUGCAGGAUUAGCUAUGCUCUCUUUCCGCCUAGCACCACGGUCUUGAAUGACAUUUUCUCCCAAGGGUACCAGGACACUGCCCUUUUCCUGUACAGGAACAAUGCCGUUGGCUUUAACAACUACGAUGGCAAUUUCCGCUUCGCCAGCAUGUGUGGGAAAAACGACUUUGCACAAUCUACCAGGACAAGCACUGGCCUAUGCAAAAGGGAACCGCAGCACCCAACUCCUUACUUCCUGCCAGGAUUGGCUCUGUGGAGGAAGGAGUGGGUGACUGGACUGCAGGAUCCACUGUCAAAGGUCCUGUUGCAGCCAUACAAGCUGCCAGCUGUGGCCAGGAAGGGGCUGAAGAAGCUGUGGGGGCUGCUGGAAGGUAUCAGCUCCAUGGUAGAACAGUUCCAGAAGCUCCUCCAAACCAUGGUGCCUGGUUCGCUUAAGAGAGCCAUGUCCAGGAGCUUGUGACCCUGUCUGGCUUCAGAGGGUAGCAAGGACAGAAAUCAUGGCGUGGACUGCUGUGAGGCCCCAGGCUCCCCCGUGCGUGCUGCGGGGCAGGGACAGGCACUAGAUCCCGUCCCCUCGCAGAGUGACUGUGGCUGCUCUCACCUGAAUGACGUCCUCCCUCGAGGCAAACUCUGAAACCACCACACAUCUCCAGUCACGCAAACGGGUGAGGAUAACAUGCAGCUUUCCAGAUACCAGCUGGUGGGCAUUCGUAGGCAGAUGUUUGUUUAAGACCUCCUUUAAGAUUUUAAGGACUUUUGCUCCAGGAAAUAACCACCAGAAAGAGGUUUUCAAAGCAUUUAUGAAGGACAUCUUUAUCUCUCCUAAAGCAAAGCAAAGCAAUCAUUCCACAUCUCUUGUAUUAUUAUUUAUGUACUUUCUGGGAUGCACUUCCAGCUGGGAAAGGGGCAUUUUACCAUGCUGGCAAAAGCUCAUAAAGAGCCAUUAUUUUCAUUAGGGCUAACGCUCUUUAUGAGUGGACCCAGAUUUUCCAAGACCUCCAAUACUGCAGGAAGUAGAAGUAUUCUGUUCUCUUUUUUCAUUUCUCUCCAUUUCCUCCACAAGACAUCUUAAAAUUUUUUUGAGAUAUGGGAGAAAAUUUACAGGAAGCCUUUGCAUAAUAUUUCCUCCUGUUGGCUCCGCAUCUAUGGCCCCUAAUGUGUUUCUCAGCUCUGUAACUACAACUUCCUUUUUAUUUCAUGCUACAGCAAUCCUGAUCCUCUUCAUAUUGAAUAUUUUCUUUUCCCUCUGUGUUUUGAGAAUCUACCAACAACCCCAAAUGCCUUAUUAGGGAGGGAACUUCUGUUUCUUAUAUUAGAUAUGCAUACCAUUACUUCAAAUUAGUAAGAUGCAACAACUUAUUUAAUAACUGUAUCUAGCCUAUUUUCUCCAUGCUGGUUAAUUUACCCAUGUUUUCCACUCUUAAAGAAGAAAACGAAGUGUAAUUCU